GUAUCGUUCUCCUUAGCUCAUUCAUGCCUCGCAGUAAAACGAAUGCUUUUAACCGACCUGUGUGUUGUGACCAACCUUAACCAAGACAAUGACAAGCUCUUAAAAUAUCAGUUGAAGCAUUCAGCAAGCAUCAAAUAACACAAAAGUUCAUUAAAAUGAGUCACUGAGGAAUAUUACCACCGUUGCUGGUGCAAAAGGAAACAGUUAUUUAUAUUUGAAGAAGUCGAAAAGUGAUCUAACCUAACUUUGUUGCGAUAAUAAGAUCCAGUGUUUUAAAUAAUAAUUUCCAAGUCAAUUUUGUGGAAGUGAAAUUGUAUUAUCAAGUUUAGUGAUUUUCGAAAUAAAUAUGUUAAACAUGUGCCUACAAAACUGCUGUGAUGUUGUAUUUGGGAAAUACUGAAGACUGGAAACUAGGUAAAUAAGCAGGAACAAAAAGCCGAGACAGAUCAGGAUAAUGCCAGUCGGAAUAAGUUUUGAAAACUCAGCUCUGAAGAACAGUUUUUCUCUUUCAUCUUUGCAACAGCCAACAAGUGAAAAUACGCCGGAAAAGGGCGUGAAAACCCGCCAGUUCAACAGUUUAACGAAAAAUCGGGUUAAAGCAACAGCCGUUAGAAGAUCAUGGGGAAGCACAGCGAGCGAUCACAGGGAAGAAUUUUGGUCCGUCCUGCAGGCCAAUUACAACUAUAUAAUGGACAACCAGCUUAUAGAUAAUUGCCAAGAAGUUAAUGGAGAUUUAUCUAUAAAUACAGGAACAUGGACGCUGAAAGAAUUUUAUUCUCAGUUCUCUGAACUCUAUUCCUGGUUGAAUAGCGUUCAAGAGACGAUUUAUGGUAAAGAAGAAAAUAUUACGGAUAAAGCUUUGCGAGCACGUUGUGUGAACAAGGUCCUCGAAAAAAGCUCGUCCCUUAAAUUAUUCAACGAUCAAGCUAGUCAACUCGUGCAAUUGUAUCCAGAGGUUCAGGAAGAGGUAGGAUGGAGGGCAACUCACCUAAAUUCCAAAUGGGAUUCUAUUCUGAGUAUUUUGGGUCCGUCAGAUUGCGAAAUGUGCGACCAAGAUACUUGUUUAGAUAUCGACCACGAACUAAAAUGUCUGAGGAGCUGGUUCAAGAUAAUGGAAUCUUGUUUGCAGCCUCUGGAUUUCAGAGCCAAAUACACUAAGACUGAAAUUGAAACAAAAGCCUUAGAAUUAAAUGUGCUACACCGUGAUAUUGAAAAUCACGGUAAAAUCGUAGGCUCGGUUGUGAAAUUGUGCAAGAGGCCCGAUGCAAAAUGCAACACCGCAAACGCCAGACGCAUUGCGAACGGCCUUGAGCGUAGAUGGCAUCUCCUGUUCCUGCGAUCCUUAGAAUGGCAAUGUUACCUGGAAUCACUCUCCAAAAGACAGAGCCUUAGGAAUUCGGCAAGCUCUUCAGACGAAUCGGACAGCGACUGUUACAGGGAACCGGCUUCAAAGUACCCGAGAUUGAGCGGCAAAGAAUACAGACAUAGAUCGUACGUUAAUCAGCCUGAGGACUACUCAAGUGAAGACGAUGAUUUUUCAGUAAAGACAAAUGAAAGCGUGAUGAGCGAGAACACCGGCUUCGAAGAGACAAAUGGUACAGAUGUUGUUGAUGGUGCCAUUGGAUUAGGCGGUGACACAUCCCAAUUCACGCAAUCGAACAAGAAAGCUCCUAAUCUAGCUACAUACUACUUUAAACACGAAGACACGGACUCUGACAUGGACAAAAUAGAAGGAUUUACACUUCCGAAGACGGACGAUCACACCAGCACUCUGGAUGAGACUUCCGAAGAAGAAUGGACCUACACGAAACUCGCGGAACAAACAAUAGCAAUGCAGGUCGACGAAGAAACAAGAAUCGAAGACGUUGAAGAGCACAUAGUCCCCAAAACGACGCUUAUAUCUGGAGAUGAACUACGAAUGCUUGUUCAGAAGGCAGAAGAGCUUGUUAGUCCGGAAAAAUCGAGGAAAAUCGAGAGAAGUAAUUCGUUGAAGAUGUCACGCGUGAACAAAUGGCUUAGCAUGGAAAAACCAGACGACAGUUGUGAUGCGAGCGGUGAAGAUGACGAGAAAGAAUCACAAGCAUCCGAGGACAUCGAUACAAGUACAAUGACAUUAAGGGAUUCUCAAAAUACUUCUUAUCCAGAAUUAAACGGAGACAGGACUUGGUGUGGCUCAUGCAUUUCCCAAUUAGGAACCACUUCAUCAACUGGGAUUAACAACUUUUCAAUAUCGGAAUCUGCUCUACAUAAAAUGCAUUUAUCACCAAAAUCAUUGGAUAGAUUCACGACCCUAAGCGCGAACGGUUUUAACGUUAACGGAAACAAUUCGACAUCCUCAACAGUGGAAGAAAUAUCACCGUUGGUCACUGAAAAGACCUCACCAAUCAGAAGAAAGAAAUCAAAAUUAAAAAAGAAAGCACUGUUUGGAAAAUCCGAUCCUCAUCUUUUAUACAGCCCUGGCACUAGCAGACACCACAGGAAUUUGUUGAUUAAAUCUGGCUCAUUUUCUGGAUACAGUUUACAAAAGGCGAACCACGAAAGGCACACUUCCAGCGAUCCAUCAGCUGUCAAUUACUGUCAACACGUCUGGGGCGAAACUUCAACAACAAGUGGUGCAGACAGCGACGAAGAAACGAGAAAACGAUUACCAAACUUUAAAAUUGGAACAAAACAAAGGUAUUUGCAUAACUCAGAAAUACGAGAUGACAGUCCGGGAAAAUCCAGUCUCAACGCCACGGAAUCUAGUUCAUUAUCAGAAGCUUGGGAUAAUUAUCAGGAAAACUACCUGUCAGAACCUUACAGUGAGUCACACGAUUCAGACGCUGCAAGAAGACUACUUAAUUUUGGAGAGGACUACAGAAAUUUCAUUGACAGUCAGUCUGAUUGGUCUGCGUUAUCUGAUAUGUCACCCAAAUUUAAAAGAAAAGUAUUAGCUCAGGUACAAGCGGCAGAAGAAUCGAAUGGUGAAGAGGAAAGCUUAAAGCAACUGAUAAAUGAUUCAAGAGAUCAGCUGAAGUACGCCCAAGAUGUCUUUGAUCACGUUAAGGAAGGAUUAGGUCUGGUUACUAAUGAAAUUGAUGAUUUGGUGUCAAACUGUGACCGACAUAUCGCCCUUUUGAAUCACAUCACAGAAUCCUCAGAAGAAUACAAGAUGUCUAAUAGCGACAAGGCAGUCACAACAGGACUGCUUAGUCAAUGGCGAGCGCUUAAGAUCCGCAGCACCAAAAUGCAGGAGUACCGAAGGUUGCAGAAGGAGAUCGUCGACUUGAGGGACUUCGUCAUUUCGUUGGAUGUGGCAGAGAACCGACAGUUCGAGUUUGGCAAUAAUCCAUCCGAAGACAUUAAUAACGAAAUCGAGGCUUGCACCAAAAUCCUAGAUCAGAUUAAAGCCCAAUCCGGAAAACUCUCAUCGUUGAAUGCAGUCGUCCAUAGAUUCACAUUAGAAAAUCAGGAUUUCGACGACUUUAGCAAAUGCACUUUGAAAGCCGAGGUUUCAGAGCUGUACGAGCUUUUCGAUAAUGCUAAAUCAAGAACUUCAAACAAACUGAGCGAAAUCGAAAAUCUUUUGCCGGCAUGGAAGAUGUUGGAGAGUCGGUUGGAGCAACUGCAAAAGGACUUGAUGGAAGACGGAAAGACGAUACAUUUGUUAGAUUCGGUACUGACCAAUGGCCAGUUUACUGAUCAAACAGCAACCUGCGUCCGUGAUGUAGCCAAGGUGUUGUCGGAGUCUACGUCUCAUCAGGGCUACCCUCUUCCAGAAUUAUUUACCGAAGGGUCCUUUUCUGACAGCGGGAUCUCAGAUGAAGGUUCAGAGCACGAAAUUGGCGAGAGGCAAGGAAGAUUGGCCGCCAUCAGGAGGUUGGUCAGGCAAUUGGAGGUUGGACUGUCACCCAAUUGCAAGGCUAGACUUAUUAUGAGAGAAAAACUGUCCGCGGCUGAGGAAGAAUUGAAAGCUCUUCAAGUGCGGUGUCGGAAUUUGAUAGUGAGGACUGCGGCAUGUUCUCAUCCAGUUUUAGAAAGAAUAAGCCAAAAAGAAAAGUCACCAGGGGACAAAUCGACCAAGCCGGAUGCAGACGGUGACGAUCCAGGAAGCGAUCCAGAGAAGGCAAGGUGGUUUAAACGGCUGUUCAAGGCGUCUGUCGCUUUUCAGCUCGUCAUCUUGACUUUUAUCUGCUUGAGCUGCCUGUACGAGCCCCAGUGUUGCGAUUACAUGAAUAAUUAUUCCUGGUCUGUGAGUCCCAAGUUGCACUACGAGGGUACGCCACCUAUAUAAGUUAUUUUCUAAGCCCUACCCUUAAUACGUAUUGCGAUCAAACAUAAAUCAAAUCAAUCACACCCUGGAAUCACAAUUCGUUUAUUUGUUAAUUAAAAAAAACAGACCUUUUUUAUUUCGUCAAAAAAGUCCUAUGCGUAUUUAGUCACUUGUAAUUAGUGUUAUCAGGUAGUAAUUAUUAAUUUUGAAGUUUAACUUGAUAUAAUGUCAUUUUAACAGAACUUCAACGGUUUUUGUAGACGUAUCUGUUGAAAAAAACUAAAGAGUUCUUAAAUAGUUAUAUUUAGAUAUUUUAAAUAUUUUUUUCUUUGUUCUUUGUUUUUUUUUGCUGGAAGAAUUUUGCUGGAUGUCGCUGGAAGAGCAUUUUUUUGCCCGUUAGGGAAAUUUUUUAUUAGUAAAUCACUGCUGACAAGUUGAUGUCUCCGUUGGAUUAACCAAACAACAAAAUAAUUUUAUAUUUUCUAGAUUUUCUUACUGUAUAAGUGGCAAAAUACCCAUAGGACUUAUAUUCUGAAAUUCAAAUGUGAUUUCAUGGCCUGUUGGAUGAUAUUUAUUUCUGAUCCCACGGUACUUUUAAGUAUGUAUAUAUUACUUAGUUCAGUACUUAAAGAGCCGUUUUUCGGUUAUAUUGGCAGGAAAAUAAUUUUGAAUUUCGCUUAAAUCAAGUAGUAAUGAAGCAUGAAUUAAGUGUUAAGUCUUAAUCUUAUUGCAAAUUAUUUUUCAUUAAUUAAAACUUCAUUUAAAUUCAGUAAAAAAAUUAUCGAUUUCUUUUAAAAAAUCUAAGAACGCUUAAUUCAAAUUUGUAUAUAAAAUCUUGGUGCUAAUCAAAAAAAAAGUUGGUCUACUUGCCCAGUGAAGAGAUAGUUAUAUUUUCCUUACCUAGUUACUAUUUUGUAUAGAGUGAGAUAAUAUUAGUAUUAGCUAUAUUCUAAAACAAAUUCUUAGGGUUUUUUGCUGCCAUAGUUCCAGUUUUUCAACUGCCAUUUUUUUAAAAUUAGAUCUCAAAAUGAAGUUCGCUCAAAUUUUGAACUUUUGAUCUUUUGAAAAGAGGUAAAACAGCCAAUCAGAUUAUAAUCUUUUUAAUGAUGAUUUUAAAAACGGGUUUAUUACAUUUUUUAUAUAUUGCUUACAAUAGUAUUUUUUAAAACAAGAAAAAUAUACUUAUAAAAUUAAUGUAGCAUAUUGCUAUUGAACUGUAUAUAUCUAUUUAAUAUUUUUUAGAAAAAGUGUAAGUAGUAAAUAUUUGUAAGUUCCUCAAAUAUUUUUUAAUAGUACAAGUAUGGUUUUAAUACCAUGGUAUGCGUCCAGUAGUAUUUUUUUAAUGGACCAGUACAUAAAAUAGUAUCAUUUGGAAUGCAGUUAAGCAUUCCAAACACAUUAACACAUUAUUUUUAUUUAUUGCUGUUUUUUUUUUGUUGUUUUGUUAUUUUUAUAGUUUUUAAAUAUUCCAACUCCUAAACUUGACGAAUUGAAAUAAUUCACUAGAAAUAUUCGUCAGUUUUUUUGAAUAAAAAAUAAUACUUGUGUUUUACGGAGGUAAUUCCGAAAGUAAUGGUACAAGAGAAACUUUUUAAAAAGUUUGUACGUUUGACGAUGAUAGCGACAGAAAAGAAAUACAAAGACGGCGUCUUUGGUCAGUGCUUUUUGAUAAAAAAAAAUCAGCCCAGCAAAGACUAUAAGUGACCGAAUGAUCUUUAAUAUAUAUUUUUUAAAACGAAAGAUCCACGUAGAGUCUUUGAUGGAGCUUGACCAGACUGACUAAUAAAGGAAAAAGCACUUAAUUAACCUUGUAAUGGCAACACGGGAACGAUUUGACACUUGAACAUGACAGAUCUUGCGAAAAGCACACUGGCUGCUUUCGAAGAUCUGCAAGGAUCAUGACUUAACCGGUUUGCUGGAGCUGAAAGCUCUUUAGCUUCGCAAACCGUUAACGUUAAUAUAAGAUUUAUUAAGUUAUAAGGUAUUUGCCAAGAUGCAGUAAUGGUUUAGUGCGUAAUAUUAACAUAAUUUUUUAUUUAAUCCAGUCAGUCCUUAUUUUAAAAUCGCAUUUAUAUAUUAAGCUGCAUGUUUUUGGCGGUUUGGAUAAGCGUAAUAACAUCGACGUUUCGUGUGUGUGUUCCACGUUUGGCAUCAUCAUUUUUAUAUAAAUAUAAAUAAAACUUAUUAACUUAUGUGCGUCGACGUUAUUAUAAAAUAAUUAUUACUAUGUUAUCAAUUAAGGCUGUAAAGUCAGAACAGUGCAAUGACUUAUCUGAAAGACUUUUAUAUUACUUUUGUUUUUAUACCUCAAAAAAAAAAAUGUUUUGCAUUGUUCUGAUGUAACGGCAGUAAAUGUAAAACGUAGUUUUUAGACAUGAGUGAGUUUUUUAAUAUUUUUUUUUUAAUUUACAACCAAGUUAAAGUAAUAUACCUACUUAAUUUACGUAUAUUUUUUAGGGUCUAUUAUUGGCCAAAGUUAAUUAAAUAUAUUCCAACUUCCAUAUUGUUUAAUGUGUUCAUCGUUACUUUAACUUGUCUAAUGAAAGAAAGAUCUUCACGUUUUUAGAAUUUUUUUAUUACAACGAACCAAGCUUAGUGAUUUAUAAAAACUAAGCCAGUAUCUGUUAUUUUUUCCUUUUUAUAUUUUUAUUUACGUCACAAGAAAACAAAAUCGAGAGUGCCUUGAGAAGUAACUAACGCUGUUUGGCCCGAAAUAUUGAUUAUAAGUACAUUUUCAUUUCCGUAGGGCAUUAUUUUUAAUUUCCUUUCCACUUAAUAGUUCAGUUAGUAAUAACUAGAGUGUUACUGAGCGAAUUAAGCAACUUAUUUUAUCGAUUAUGUUAAUUAAGGAGCUUGUUUAAAAAAAGGAAUGAUUUCAAAAAUAGUGUGUGUUGUCUAAUAACAAAGGCUAACGAUAAUGGCAUGAUAGGCCUGAUUCGUUAUUUUUUUAUAACAAAUUGCGGUUCUGCUGAAGUUAUGUGGAGUAAAUAAAUUAAUAAAGGAUUUUGGUUUUUCAAA
Messenger RNA from Sitophilus oryzae (rice weevil), 7270 nucleotides. RefSeq lists its product as uncharacterized. Gene Ontology annotation, cellular component: membrane. Lineage: Eukaryota; Metazoa; Arthropoda; Insecta; Coleoptera; Curculionidae. The record is from RefSeq and is a predicted model, not a curated record. The coding region runs from base 455 to 4273 and encodes 1272 amino acids. The transcript has 19 exons.